Molecule: messenger RNA, 6713 nt
Organism: Pseudopipra pipra
Lineage: Eukaryota; Metazoa; Chordata; Aves; Passeriformes; Pipridae
Gene: ABCB11
Product: ATP binding cassette subfamily B member 11
Exons: 29
Coding region: 2547-6611 (1354 amino acids)
Biological process (GO): transmembrane transport
Cellular component (GO): membrane
Molecular function (GO): ATP binding; ABC-type oligopeptide transporter activity; ATP hydrolysis activity
Source: RefSeq, a predicted model, not a curated record
UUUUCCUUUAUUUCUGGUCAGAAGCAGAAAGAGAACUUGGAAAUUUGCACAUGGUAGAGACUUUAACUUAGGAAGUACCAUAACUUGUUCAGCUCAUUUGCCAUCUGUCUCAGAGAAUGGAGAAAUUAUGACUAAAAUUGUAAAUUUUUCAUUUGUAUGUGGGGAUUAAUUAAAAGCUUCUGUGAUUUUAUGUUCUAAGUAACUAUUUUAGUCCUGGCCAGACAUUUUGCUAUUGCAGUAGUUCUUUGGCUUUACACAUUUACUUAAGAAGAGAAUUUGGGUCACAAUUUAGGGGGUCGCAAAAUGUGAGGGGGUCAGAAUUUACUGAUGAGCAGAUGAGUAGAUUGUCUCUUCAGAAACUUUUAGACAAGAAAAACUACACCCAUAGAGUAGUGAUCAAUGAACCAGUGUCCAAAUGAAUGGGUGUGCUAAAUGAAGUUCUGCAGAGGUCUGCAUUUUUAAUGGUAUAAUCCAGUAAUAUUGAUAAUUAUGUGGAUUACACAAUGGAGAAUACGCUUGUUAAAUUCAAUCAUGACAUAAAGGUGGGACAGACUGCAGGUAUGUUCUGCAUAUAUUCCUGAAGAAUGGCACUAGAAGUCAAAAUCCCCUUAAUAAACAGGUAAAAUGGGCUGAAGGAUGUAAGGUACAAUUAAAUAUGGGCAAUAUCAGGCAGGAUUAAUCAAAUGUGAAAACCUAGUUUGGAAAGCAACUGACUCUGUAGCAAAUUGUUUGCAAAAAUUUAGUGUCUAUGGUGGACUACAUGAAUGCGAAUCAACAAUGUGAUAGUUUUGUUAAAAACCCAAAUGUCAUACUGGGUUGUGUGAACAGGAACAUAAUCCAUGACGUGGGAAAUAAUCUUUGUCCAGUAUUGGUAAGACUGGUGCUGUAGUGCUCUUAUGCACUCAUCACUCCAUUAAGGAUGUACUAGAAUCCAGAGGAGACCAGUGGAAAUUGUCAGAUGUUUAAGAAAUAUACCCUACCAAGGAAAAUUGAAUGACUUGCUUUCUUUAUCUGAAGAGGGUGACUUUCUAGUAUUAUUAAAAUAAAUACAGCCUACUUACAAAGUGAAAAGGAAUAUUAUGUUUCAUCUCCCUGGUGCACAAGAAGUAAGAUAUUCAGAUUAUACAUUAGGAAAAAAAUAUGUUAGCAAGAAGGAUACUGAAGCACUAAUUGUCAGGGGAGUGCUUCAGACAUCUUCGAUCAUUAAAGUUAGUUAAGAUUAGUUAAAAUAAGAAUAAUUGAAUUUUGCAUUAGAUGCUUAGAAUUAUUCAAGAGAGUUUGGUCUUUCCAGUGUGACUUAGCGAUGUAUUAGUGAUGUGCCAAGGGAUGUACACAUAAAAUUCAGGGGAAAAGGGUAAAAAGAGUUGGAGUUGGGAGUCAGCGGUUCUUGAAAGCCAAAUUGGAGAGAAAAGAAAAAAAAAGGAAAGGUUGGGCAAUUAUGGGAAGUGAAAUUAUUAAAAGUUACAUAUGCACCCUGAACCACUGGACUAGAUCCUUAUGUUGCUCCACUUUGAUCUAAGAAUGAAUUUAUUUCCUUCAUCCUUGGGUAAUUUCAAAGCCAAUCUGCUUCUCAAUCCUUCCCACUUAUAGGAACUACCUGACUGUAGCUAAUCACACAGCUAUUGCCAAUAUGAAGGAUUUUGGUAGUUUUAAUGCUAUUAAAAGGAAAUAAGCGGUUCCUUUAGAGGGCUCAAUAGGUAGAAACUCAGCUGGCUGGGAAGUCAGGUGGUGUAACACAAGUAAUCUAUGGAAAUGCGUCUUUUACACAGAAGUUUUGCUAUCCGAACGCACUGCAAUAUGCCUGAAAUGAGAGGUUGUGAGAGGUUUUUACAGAAGUAUAAUCAUGCAAAUGUUGAUGUUUGAAAACUGGAAGAAGAUAUUGUAACUAUGUUUUGGGACACGUUACGUUAAACAAAGAUGUGGAUGAGAUGACUUUGGCUGUGAAAGGGCAUGUUUUGGGGAGGGCUUCUGCAGCACUUUUCCCUGGCGCCAUCUUGGAUGCCAGGCCUAACUACUGGCAGAUUUUGCCUCACAGAAGUGCUUCUUUAACAAAGAAGUACUAACUUCGUCUUCUUAUUUCUUCUCAUGUAUGACAUCUAUUCAGCAUGUCAGUGUGAAUAGUUAGGAAUAAAACUAUCCAGAGGAGCAGGUCUGGUAGCCAAGAGCUGUGGGAGUGCUGCUGUGGUGGUGAUGAUGCAGGUGUCGGUGUGGCUCUGGGGCCUCCCCCCAUCCACCCUUGUCCCCCAGCUGUCCCCUGUCAUGGUCCUGCUGGCUGCUGACACCUGGGACAGCACAAGGCAGGGGAGGUCUCCUGCCUGCUGCUCCCUUAUAAGUGAGGCAGGACCUGUCAUGUUAAUAUCUCACUCUAUUGCCUACAGAUGUCACCCACACAAAGGCAGUAGUUUAUUUAACAGAGCCAUGAAUGGGGACAGGGCUCUUUGCAGUGGCUGACAAGCCCCAGGAACAGCUCUACUCAAGGCAGGAGGCACUGAAGCCUGUCAGAGGCUUUGCACUCUGGGGGCUUCUGAUUGAAGUAAAUAAUCAUCAUGUCUGACCCAGUUGUUCUGCGUAGCAUCAAGAGAUUGGGAGAGGAUAACUAUGCUUUCGACUUGGAUGGUAAAUGUAACAGCUUGAAGAAAUCAGAGAAUUUCUAUAUAUAUGAAGAACCUUUUAUAGAGAAGAAAAGUGAAAAGUCAUCAAAGAAGAAAGAAAACAGUGUUCGUGUUGGCUUCUUUCAGCUGUUUCGAUUUGCUUCAUCUACUGAGAUUUUAAUGAUGGUCGUUGGUAGUUUCUGUGCUAUUGUUCAUGGAAUAGCCCAACCAGCUGUGUUGCUUGUGUUUGGUGCAAUGGCAGACACAUUUAUUGAAUAUGACAUUGAAAUGCAAGAGCUUAAAGACCCAAACAAGACAUGUGUAAAUAACACCAUAGUGUGGAUUAAUGGUACUAUUCAUCAGAAUGAAAAGAAUGUCACAGUAAGAUGUGGGCUGCUGGAUAUUGAACAAGAAAUGACCAGAUUUGCAGGAUACUACGCAGGAAUUGGUUGUGCCAUACUCGUGUUAGGAUACCUCCAAAUCUGCUUUUGGGUUAUGUCUGCAGCUCGUCAGAUACAGAAAAUCAGGAAAGCUUAUUUCAGGAAAAUAAUGCGAAUGGAUAUAGGCUGGUUUGACUGUACAUCUGUAGGAGAACUGAACACCCGAAUUUCUGAUGAUGUUAACAAAAUUAAUGAGGCUAUUGCUGACCAAGCAGCAAUCUUUAUCCAGCGCAUAACCACUUUUGUGUGUGGAUUCCUACUGGGAUUUGUCAGUGGCUGGAAAUUAACCUUGGUUAUCAUUGCAGUCAGCCCUUUGCUUGGGCUUGGAGCGGCUAUCUAUGGCUUGGCUGUGGCAAAACUAACAGGACGAGAAUUAAAGGCUUAUGCAAAAGCUGGAGCUGUGGCUGAUGAAGUGCUCUCAUCCAUCAGAACAGUGGCUGCUUUUGGUGGGGAGAAGAAAGAAGUUGAAAGAUAUGAUAAGAAUCUGGUGUUUGCUCAGCACUGGGGAAUUCGAAAAGGAAUAAUAAUGGGAUUAUUCACUGGUUACAUGUGGUGUAUAAUUUUCCUAAGUUAUGCAUUAGCCUUUUGGUAUGGUUCUAAACUUGUCCUUGAAGAAGAAGAGUAUUCACCUGGCACUCUUCUGCAGGUUUUCUUUGGUGUUUUAGUAGGAGCAUUAAAUCUUGGCCAGGCAUCUCCCUGCCUGGAAGCCUUUGCCACCGGUCGUGGGGCUGCAGCAGACAUUUUUGAGACAAUAGAUAAAAAACCCACCAUUGACUGCAUGUCAGAAGAUGGCUACAAGCUGGAUAAAGUACGAGGUGAAAUUGAAUUUCAUAAUGUAACAUUUCAUUAUCCCUCCAGACCAGACAUAAAGAUUUUGGAUAACCUUAAUAUGGUUGUUAAAGCAGGGGAGACAACAGCUUUUGUUGGAGCUAGUGGAGCUGGGAAAAGUACAACGAUGCAGCUCAUCCAACGUUUCUAUGACCCCACUGAAGGCAUGGUUACCCUCGAUGGCCAUGACAUUCGUUCCCUGAAUAUCCAGUGGCUGCGCUCACAGAUUGGCAUCGUUGAACAAGAGCCAGUGCUCUUCGCCACCACAAUUGCAGAGAACAUUCGCUAUGGUCGGGAUGAGGCUACCAUGGAAGACAUAAUCAAAGCAGCCAAACAGGCCAAUGCUUACAAUUUCAUCAUGGACUUACCACAGAAAUUUGACACUCACGUUGGAGAGGGUGGAAGCCAGAUGAGUGGAGGUCAAAAACAGAGGAUAGCUAUUGCUCGAGCUUUGGUGCGAAACCCCAAAAUCCUGCUACUGGAUAUGGCUACGUCAGCACUUGAUAAUGAAAGUGAAGCUAUUGUCCAAGAAGCACUUCAUAAGGCUCGCCUUGGCCGCACAGCGAUCUCGAUAGCUCACCGCCUGUCAACCGUCAAGGCCGCCGAUGUCAUCGUGGGGUUUGAGCACGGAAGGGCUGUAGAGCGAGGAACUCAUGAGGAACUGUUGAAGAGGAAAGGGGUUUAUUUUAUGUUGGUGACCUUGCAAAGCAAAGGAGACCCAGCACCUACUACAGAAGAAACAGAAAGUAAAUUAGCAGCAGAGGAUGAUGUGAUUGAGCCAACUCUUGAGAAAGUCCAGUCAUUCAGCAGAGGAAGCUAUCGGGCCAGUUUGAGAGCUUCACUUCGGGAGCGCUCGAGAUCUCAGCUCUCUAAUAUGGUCCCUGAGCCUCCAUUAUCUAUAGGAGGAGAUCAUGCAGAGUCUACGUAUCUUACGUCUUCUUAUGGAGAAGAUGAUGGAAAAGCAAGAAAGGAAUCUGUUGUGGAGGAAGACGCCAAGCCUGUAUCAUUUACCAGAAUUUUGAAAUACAAUGCCUCUGAAUGGCCAUACCUGGUGCUUGGAUCUCUGGCAGCAGCUAUGAAUGGAGCAGUCAAUCCACUCUAUGCUUUGUUAUUCAGUCAGAUUCUUGGGACCUUCUCCAUUCUUGAUGAAGAAGAACAAAAUACCCAGAUCAAUGGUGUCUGUGUGCUCUUUGUCUUGGUGGGAGUUCUUUCAUUUUUCACACAGUUUCUACAGGGAUACACCUUUGCCAAGUCUGGUGAGCUGCUUACAAGGCGCUUAAGGAAAAUUGGCUUCCAGGCUAUGCUGGGGCAAGACAUUGCCUGGUUUGAUGACCGGAAGAACAGCCCUGGGGCUUUGACUACAAGACUUGCAACAGAUGCCUCACAGGUCCAAGGGGCAACUGGAUCACAGAUAGGAAUGAUUGUCAAUUCCUUUACUAACGUUGGUGUGGCCAUGAUCAUUUCCUUCUACUUCAGCUGGAAACUGACCUUAGUUAUAUUGUGUUUCCUGCCUUUUUUGGCCUUAUCUGGAGCUGUGCAGGCUAAAAUGCUGACAGGAUUUGCCUCACAGGACAAGAAAGCACUGGAAGCUACUGGACGGAUUGCCAGUGAAGCUGUCUCUAACAUCAGGACUGUAGCUGGGAUAGGGAAAGAGAAAAUGUUUAUCAACAAUUUUGAGAAGCACUUGAAUAUGCCCUAUAGAGCUGCAAUCAAAAAAGCACAUGUUUAUGGGCUCUGCUUUGGCUUUGCCCAGAGCAUAGUGUUCAUUGCCAACUCUGUCUCCUACAGAUACGGGGGGUUUCUAGUUGACUCUGAAGGACUCCAUUACAGCUUUGUGUUCAGGGUGAUCUCUGCUAUAGUCACCAGUGGAACUGCUUUGGGAAAAGCUUCUUCCUAUACCCCAAACUAUGCCAAAGCCAAAACAUCUGCUGCACGCUUCUUUCAACUGGUCGAUCGGCUUCCUAAAAUCAGUGUUUACAGUGAAAAAGGGGAAAAAUGGGAGGAUUUCAAGGGAAGUGUUGAAUUUCUUAAUUGUAAAUUCACAUACCCUUCUCGGCCUGAUAUUCAGGUUCUGAAAGGACUCUCUAUCGCUGUUAAGCCUGGACAGACUUUAGCAUUUGUUGGAAGUAGUGGUUGUGGUAAGAGCACCAGUGUCCAGCUUCUGGAGCGUUUCUAUGACCCUGACAAAGGAAGUGUGUUAAUAGAUGGACAUGACUCUAAGAACAUAAAUGUACAGUUUCUUAGAUCAAAAAUUGGAAUAGUGUCACAGGAGCCCGUGCUAUUUGACUGCAGCAUUGCUGAUAAUAUCAAAUAUGGCAGUAACACGAAAGAGGCGACCAUGGAAAAAGUCAUAGAAGCAGCCCAGAAGGCUCAACUGCAUGAUUUUGUCAUGUCCUUGCCUAAUAAAUAUGAAACUAAUGUUGGGGCACAAGGAUCCCAGCUGUCUCGUGGGCAAAAGCAACGCAUUGCCAUAGCGAGGGCCAUCAUCCGAGAUCCUAAAAUUUUAUUACUGGAUGAAGCUACCUCUGCCUUAGACACGGAAAGCGAAAAGACUGUGCAGGCAGCGCUGGAUAAGGCCAGAGAAGGGAGGACCUGCAUCGUCAUUGCCCACCGCUUGUCCACCAUCCAGAACGCCGACAUCAUUGCGGUGAUGUCCCAGGGACUCGUCAUUGAAAGGGGCACUCAUGAUGAACUGAUGGCCAUGGAGGGAGCCUAUUGGAAACUUGUUACUACUGGAGCCCCUAUUAGCUGAAUUACUGUGAUUCUAAAUUAGAAAGAUUUCUGUAAACAAACUCUUUAUGAUAGGUAUGUGUAUGUUGGUGCUCCAUUUGCUACGAAGUGCUCUACAGUACUG